Molecule: messenger RNA, 234 nt
Organism: Mesorhabditis spiculigera
Lineage: Eukaryota; Metazoa; Nematoda; Chromadorea; Rhabditida; Rhabditidae
Source: the annotation of a GenBank genome assembly
AUGUUCGUCUCGUGGGCGCUGCGCUCGUUCCGCGACUCCUUGAUCCAGGUCGACCCGCUUGCGGCCGCGAUUUCGCAUAAGGCCCAGAAGAAGCCGCUGCCCUCCGUCAGCAAGACACCGCUUCUACUUCAAUUUACACCGUUUGGAGCCGCGACGCUAGAAACACUUUUUGGCCAUCAGCUGUUGAUCGAACAUCUCCCAAAUUACCUCAAGCUCGCGAUUAUCGAUUUCUUU